Messenger RNA from Acomys russatus (golden spiny mouse), 2085 nucleotides. RefSeq names its product cytochrome P450 1A1. The transcript has 6 exons. NCBI's taxonomy places the organism in Eukaryota, Metazoa, Chordata, Mammalia, Rodentia, Muridae. Bases 36 to 1604 code for a protein of 522 amino acids. Gene Ontology annotation, biological process: progesterone metabolic process; hormone biosynthetic process. The record is from RefSeq and is a predicted model, not a curated record. Gene Ontology annotation, molecular function: iron ion binding; steroid 17-alpha-monooxygenase activity; heme binding.
UCUUCUUGCCUUACCUCUCAGCAGCCACCUACAUCAUGCCUUCUAUGUAUGGACUCCCAGCCUUCACAUCAGCCACAGAGCUGCUCCUGGCCACCACCAUAUUCUGCCUCGUAUUCUGGGUGGUCAGAGCUUCAAGGACCCGGGUCCCUAAAGGCCUGAAGACUCCACCCGGACCCUGGGGCUGGCCCUUCAUUGGGCACAUAUUGACCCUGGGGAAGAACCCACACCUGUCGCUGACAAAGCUGAGCAAACAGUAUGGGGAUGUACUGCAGAUUCGCAUUGGCUCCACACCUGUGGUGGUGCUGAGUGGCCUGGACACCAUCCGGCAGGCCCUGGUGCGGCAGGGAGAUGACUUCAAGGGCCGGCCAGACCUCUACAGUUUUAAUUUCAUCAGUAAUGGCCAGAGCAUGACUUUCAACCCAGACUCUGGACCGGUGUGGGCUGCCCGCCGGCGCCUGGCCCAGAAUGCCCUGAAGAGUUUCUCCAUAGCCUCAGACCCGACAUCAGCAUCCUCCUGCUACUUGGAGGAGCACGUGAGCAAGGAGGCUGAAUAUCUAAUCAGCAAGUUCCAGAAUCUGAUGGCAGAGGUUGGCCACUUUGACCCUUACAGGUAUUUGGUAGUGUCAGUGGCCAAUGUCAUCUGUGCCAUGUGCUUUGGCCAACGUUAUGACCAUGAUAACCAAGAGCUGCUGAGCAUCAUCAAUCUGAACAAUGAGUUUGGGGAGGUCACUGGCUCUGGAUACCCUGCUGACUUCAUCCCUGUCCUCCGCUACCUGCCUAACUCCUCCCUGGAUGUCUUCAAGGACUUGAAUAAGAAGGCCUACAACUUCAUGAAGAAGUUGGUCAAGGAGCACUACAGGACAUUUGAGAAGGGCCACAUCCGGGACAUCACAGACAGCCUCAUUGAGCACUGUCAGGACAAGAAACUGGACGAGAACGCCAAUGUCCAGCUGUCGGAUGAGAAGAUCAUUACGAUUGUGCUUGACCUUUUUGGAGCUGGGUUUGACACGGUCACAACUGCUAUCUCUUGGAGCCUCAUGUACCUGGUGACAAACCCUAGGGUACAGAGAAAGAUCCAGGAGGAGCUCGACACAGUGGUUGGCAGGGAUCGGCGGCCCCGGCUCUCUGACAGACCUCAGCUGCCCUAUUUGGAGGCCUUCAUCCUCGAGACCUUCCGACAUUCAUCCUUCGUCCCCUUCACCAUCCCCCACAGCACCACAAGAGAUACAAGUCUGUGUGGCUUCUAUAUUCCCAAGGAGUGUUGUGUCUUUGUGAGCCAGUGGCAGGUUAACCAUAACCAGGAACUGUGGGGUGACCCAAACAAGUUCCGGCCCGAAAGGUUUCUCACCUCCAGUGGCACUCUAGACAAGGUCCUGAGCGAGAAGGUCAUGCUGUUUGGUUUGGGCAAGCGGAAGUGCAUUGGGGAGACCAUUGGCCGUUGGGAGGUCUUUCUCUUCCUCGCCAUCUUGCUGCAGCAAAUAGAAUUCAACGUGUCACCAGGCGAGAAGGUGGAUAUGACUCCUAUCUAUGGGCUGACUUUAAAGCAUGCCCGCUGUGAACAUUUUCAAGUGAGGAUGAGGUCUUCUGGGCCUCAGCAUUGCUAGGCUUAGACUGCCCUCCAUGGUCACCAGACCAGGGGACUGUUUCCAGGGUUUAACUUCAGCCAGAAACACAAAGUCUGGGGAAUUGUGCCUGCCUCCUACCUUGGACUUGCUUCUCUAUAUGCUGAGCGCAGACAUUGGGCACUGCAGAGGCCCACAGGAACCUCACAAUCUUCCCAAGUUCAGAAACAGCUAGGAGGCCUGAAAGGAUUAGGAGGUAUGUGGGCCUCAGAAGACCCCCUGAAGGACUUUCUGGAUGCUCCAGUGGUUGGCCGGUUUGAGGAAUACUUAAAGCAGGUCAUGCCAGGAUCCAUCUGGUUUCUUUGACACCUGGGAGUUGCGGAGAAUGGAGGAAGAAGACAACUCAAAAUACUGGCACAGAGGUGCUCUUGCCAUUGGCUAAGAAUAAGCAGCCUGUCUGUGCGGGUUAAUGUCCCUGCACAUGGGGAUCGCCUUUGUUCACCUUACAUAGGAGUAAACAGGG